Messenger RNA from Phycodurus eques (leafy seadragon), 2967 nucleotides. RefSeq names its product zinc finger protein OZF-like. Bases 297 to 1715 code for a protein of 472 amino acids. Gene Ontology annotation, molecular function: RNA polymerase II cis-regulatory region sequence-specific DNA binding; DNA-binding transcription factor activity, RNA polymerase II-specific. The transcript is spliced from 2 exons. Gene Ontology annotation, biological process: regulation of transcription by RNA polymerase II. Gene Ontology annotation, cellular component: nucleus. The record is from RefSeq and is a predicted model, not a curated record. NCBI's taxonomy places the organism in Eukaryota, Metazoa, Chordata, Actinopteri, Syngnathiformes, Syngnathidae.
CAGUCGGCAGCAGAUCUAGCUCCCCGCAGCUCUCCAGUUGUGAAGCUACCAUACGCACUUCACUAAAUAUUUCUUCUUGAAUGAGUCGGCCUAACGAAUAUACUUGAGUGUCGACACAGUACGUCCAUUAUUACUUUACGAGACUAAAACGCCAUUCGUUAAAUCGCCGUGUCCGGUUGAAGUCGCCUCGGUAACACGUCGAAGCUUCUCGCCUUAGUUUAUUUUAGCUUAGCUCAAGAGACGCGAUUGCCACCAACACAAGCGUGAGCGUCGAGUGUCGCGAUUGUCGUGUGAAAAUGUGUGCAAGAAGGACGGCGCAGUACCAGGACGAACUUUGUGGGCCAAAAGACGAGAAGGAGCCACAACGUCACCUACUGAACGCUUUUUUCACGAAGCCUCGAGUUGGAUUACGCACAGCGGAAAUCAGUGAUCUUCGUCCUGAAUGUCAGCAACCAGUGUCCCCUCACAUUAAAGAGGAAGAGGAGGACGAAGAGGUCCUCCACAUUAAAGAGGAAGAGGAGCUGCAUGCCCUUUACAUUAAAAACCACGAGGCAGAAGAGUACUCCUACAUCAAAGAAGAGGAGGAGGAGGAAGAUGUUACCAAGUUUCUAUUGACUGGUGUCCCUUUGAAGAGUGAGGAUGAAGAUGAAGGUCAAAGUGAGAGAGGGGCGGAGCCUCCAAGCAGCAGCUCAAGUCAACACAUGACAACAGAAGGUGAUGGAGACCACUGUGGAGGAUCACAAGCAGACAGCCACUUAGCUCCACUAUCAGAUAGUGAUGACAUGACUUCGCUCUCUCCUCAUGAUGAUGAUGAUGAUGAUGAACAGUCUGAAGGGCAUAAGACCAGUCACACUGACAACAAAUUCUGGAAAUGUUCUCAGUGUGGGAAAGAAUUGGCUUCUCAGAAUGGUUUGAAACUACACAUGAGAAUGCACACUGGAGAGAAACCUUUUACCUGCUUAGUUUGCUGUAAAAGGUUUAUUCAGAAGGGAGACCUAAUAUAUCACACAAAAACACACACAGGGGAGAAACCUUUUGCUUGCUCAGUUUGUGCUCAAAGAUUCUAUAAAAAAGGAUACUUAAAAAUACACACAAGAACACACACUGGAGAAAAACCAUUUGCCUGCUCAGUAUGUGGUCAAAGAUUCUCUGAAAAGGGAAAUUUAAACAGACACAAACGAACACACACAGGUGAGAAACCUUUUUCCUGUUCAGAUUGUGGCCAAAGAUUCUCUGAAAAGGGAGGCUUAAAAAAACACACAAGAACACACACUGGAGAGAAACCUUUUGCCUGCCCAAUGUGUGGUCAAAGAUUCUCUGAAAAGGGAAGCUUAAGAAAACACACAAGGACACACACUGGAGAGAAACCUUUUGCCUGCUCAGUGUGUGAUCAAAGAUUUACUCAGAAAGGGCAGUUAAAAUUACACACAAGAACACACACUGGUGAGAAACCUUAUUCGUGCUCAGUUUGUGGCCUAACAUUCUCUAGAAAGGGAAGCUUAAGAAAACACUCAAGAACACACACUGGAGAGAAACCUUUUGCUUGCUCAAUGUGUGGUCAAAGAUUUGCACACAGAAGUAAUUUGACAACACACACAAGAACACACACUGGAGAGAAACCUUUUUUCUGCUCCGUUUGUGGUCAAAGAUUCUCUAGAAAGGGAAGUCAAAAAAGACACAUAAGAACACACACUCGAGAAAAAACUUUUUCCUGAGUUAUUUGUCAAAGAUUGUCUCAGAAGUAUAAGUUUAAGAGGCACAAGUGUGUUCAUAAGAGUUUAAAUUUAUCAAUGAAGGUUUCGCCUCUCAUCCUAGCAGGCUUCAUCAUAAAUGCUGAAAUCUUUUCGAGAUUCCCACCUGAUCCCGCAGGAAUCACACGGGAUGGGAGUAAAUUUCACUAUUCGAUUGGGGAGGAGCGGGAGUCUGAACUAUGACAACGAAGUCACCAGGAGUGUAAACCAUAACCAUAUAGUCCACUCCUGGUGAUUUUAAGGAUAUUUAUAUCUCAACAUCGAGGAUAUCAACAAUUAAGAUUUCCCCGCCUCGCAACUGCAUGUACAGCUCAUUUUUAUGCUUGCCUUUAAACGUGUGUGUGAAAGUCAGCCAGUGACAAACAUCCGAGGGUGGGAGCAGCGAAGGACACAACAACAGUAUAACAGUACUUCCUUUACAUUGGGAAAUUUAUAGAGCGAGUGGAGGUCCUGAAGGAAUUCAAUGGAUUUAGUGGCAGAAAAUAAGUCAUCCUCCAUUAUAUGGAGGAAUUCACUAGUAUAAAGUUACCAACAAAGCCAUCUGCAUGUCUUCAUAAACUAAUCCAUCCAUUUCCUCAUUUUUUGGGAGCUUAGAAAAACGUCACCGAGUUGUUCUGUGAAUUGAGGCAUCCAGCGAAGACGCAUUUUCGGAGUGUAGCCAUCAUUAGGUUGCCAACUGCACGCUGGAGUGGUAAAUGGGCCUUGUUAUGGAAGCUAAAUACAGCUAACUCACAAAUGAGCAGCAUAGCCAACCGAAAUGACGUCACUUUGUCCUUAUACAUUGUGGGACUGGUACUCGCGCUAGAAAGUCUACGCCCCCGUUUUUUUAGACCAGCCCACAAAAUCAGGAAAAUUCAAAUGGCGAAAAAGACAUUUAAGCUUUAGCUCAACAAUUCAGCACUAUAUUGUUAUGUAUUCUCAUAUGUUUUCGGCACUUCAGACAUAUUUAAUGUAUUUAGAAACAAAUCACGGAUAUCUGCUUAGUGCCACUUCAAAAGUUCAGUUAAACUAUAUUAAGGUUCUCAGAUAUUACGCUUGAAUCCAGCUAGAAUUAAUAUGAUUUUGGUAGAUAACAGCUGUCAGAUAACACAUCCUGCAUGCUUUGUUCUUCCUGCAUAGUUACAUAUAGGCUUCCUGGACUCAUUUUCUCUAAUAGUUAAAUGUUACAGUGUUCUUUUUGUUUCAACUAAAGUUCUGUAUAGCAUUCAUGUAUUAA